AUGGUAUUUGGAGGUGAAGGUGUUGUGGAUGUGUACCAUGAUCAAAGCUACAGUCGGUGGAUAGAUGGGACAGAUGUCAUAUUUGAUAAAUUUAAUGAAACCCGUGGUUAUCCAGGUUCCAUUGGCCUUGUGUCUGGAAAAUGGUGGACCUUUAAGAACUCUAGUGAUGGCUCGAAAGUUUUUUGUCGUUCUGGAAAUGAACAUUUUUACGUGUUAUCAAGCUUCUAUGGUAUAAAGGACGACACCAUUAGUUCAUCUGAACCUCUGGUGAAAAAAUCACUAGCGUCAGUGUUAGCCUUUGGUCCUGCAAAUAGUCGCCGUGGUUCUAAGGCGUAUCUAACAAGUGACUCGGAGCCUUAUGGAUUGUUCUGGAGUCCAAAAUCUCCUUAUGCGAAGGACAAAUUCUUGAAGGUAGAGCUCAAGCAGAUGAUUACGGUAUCUGGUGUCUUUGUAAAAAGCUACAGUUGUAAUAUUGGAACAAUACACUUCAGAUUCAAUCGCGCUAAGUACUCUGCUCCGGCAAACAGUGAAAAACUUCAGCUUGUUAAGCAUAUCACUAGACACAAGACGCUGGAACUGAAGCUUGAUGAUUCUGCUGAUUGUCUUGGUUAUCAGUGGGACGUAGUUGGACAGUUGAAAGAGAAACGUGUAGAUGCUUGUUCAUCGAGACCAUGUGACCACAUAUGCAUCACAAAUCGUGUGGGUCACAUCUGUAUAUGUGAAAGAAAUUACCACCUGUUUAUUGAUGGAAGUUCUUGUGUCAAAGAUGUUCAACCUCAGAGUAAGAGUCCUAAGCUAUUGGUUAUGAACUACCCUGUAGUUGGAAGUGACUUAGUGCUUCGUCCGAUGCCAGCUAUAUUUUAUGAGUUUUUUCCUCGGACAAUGGAUUUCAGUAGAGCAGCUGACACUUGUAGAGAGUAUGGGGGAUAUCUGCCGUCCAUUCAUUCGAUUUUUGAGCAUAGAUUGAUGUACUCGGAUCUUAUGAACCAUCCUAGGUGCACUAAAUGGUUUCUAGGUCUAAAGGGAGCGUCUCUGAUGCACAGUGCCUGGCACGAUGGCUCUUGGGUUGACUUUGCACUGUUUGAGGGAACAGUGCCUAAAGAUGCGGGUGAGGAUCAAGUGGUUUUCAUGGACAAGGAACUAUUUUACAUGUGGAAUUAUGGUCCGGCUUCCACAACACAAGGCUGCGUUGUAUGCCAGUAUAGACAACGGGACUGUACUCGACCCAUCCUGAGAGGACCCUAUAAGAUCCCCGAUAGUGCAUGGACAUAUGUAUCAUAUACUGAUGCCGGAGUGAUGCGGAAUCUUCCAAUUCGGUUUCCACUUGACCUUUCUGAUGACUUGCAGUAUUACGAGAUUAGACAAUUGGAUUUGUAUUUUCAGGCAUAUAAAAUCAUUGUGAAUUUUAUGUUGUUUUUAAAGUUGAUAUUCACUAUCAUCAUUCUUUACUCUUUUCCUUCCUUCCUUUUUAAAGUUGAUAUUCACUAUCAUCAUUCUUUACUCUUUUCCUUCCUUCCUUUUUAAAGUUGAUAUUCACUAUCAUCAUUCUUUACUCUUUUCCUUCCUUCCUUUUUAAAGUUGAUAUUCACUAUCAUCAUUCUCUUUUCCUUCCUUCC
This is a messenger RNA of Gigantopelta aegis, 1616 nucleotides long. RefSeq lists its product as uncharacterized. NCBI's taxonomy places the organism in Eukaryota, Metazoa, Mollusca, Gastropoda, Neomphalida, Peltospiridae. The record is from RefSeq and is a predicted model, not a curated record. Bases 1 to 1524 code for a protein of 507 amino acids. The transcript has 9 exons.